Messenger RNA from Camellia sinensis, 589 nucleotides. The record is from RefSeq and is a predicted model, not a curated record. NCBI's taxonomy places the organism in Eukaryota, Viridiplantae, Streptophyta, Magnoliopsida, Ericales, Theaceae.
UAUACUCCGUUCACACAACGCAAUCCUUUAUUUUCUCUCUUUCUGACUUUUCUCUCAUCUUUCCCAACUUUUCACUCUUCAAUUCUCUUUGGACCUCUCACUCUUAACCUUCCUGAGAAAUGGGGUUCUUUAUUUUUUCUCAAUGAUUUAUCUUUAGCUCAAAUUCAUUUUUUAAUAGAAAAUCAAGCUUAACUGUUCUUACCCAAAACCCCAAAUGGACGAAAGCAGGGAAAUUGCACUGACCCAGAUGAGAAAAUCAGUUGAAAAGCUAGGGUCUUCCACUCAGAAUUAUGGAGACCCAACGCUGAUGAGAUUCUUGAUUGCAAGAACAAUGGACCCAGACAAGGCAGCAAAGAUGUUUGUUCAGUGGAAGAAAUGGAGGGCUGCAUUGGUGCCUUUAGGGUUCAUCCCGGACUCCGAAGUUCAGGAUGAAUUGGAAGCUCGAAAGAUUUACUUACAGGGUUUAUCCAAAGAUGGGUACCCAGUUAUGAUUGUGAAAUCAAGGAAACAUUUUCCUUCGAAGGAUCAACUUCAAUUCAAGAGUAAGUUUUUGGAUCACUCAUUGUCUAAUUAAUGUUAAUCUUGAUUA